UUUUUGCCAUCACCACGCGCGCUUCAACACCACGACAAUUCCAGCAUUUGCCAUUUGGAUUUUAUUUUCGUAUCAAACCCACUAUACCAGAAAGUCACUGCUGCUAGCAAGCGCAGGAUUCUGCUGUCAAGAUGGGUAUUCCAGCGGCUUUCCGAUGGCUGUCGAACAAGUACCCCAAAAUCAUUUCUCCUGUGAUUGAAGAUCGACCGGUAGUGAUGGAAGAUGGUACCGAGAUUCCUGUCGACACUACCCGGCCGAAUCCAAACGGAGAAGAGCUAGACAACCUAUAUUUGGAUAUGAAUGGUAUUGUCCAUCCCUGUUCUCAUCCGGAGGACCGCCCGGCGCCAAAGGACGAAGAAGAGAUGAUGGUUGAGAUUUUCAAGUAUACCGAUCGCGUUGUCAAUAUGGUACGACCGAGAAAGAUUCUUAUGAUUGCUGUUGAUGGUGUUGCGCCGCGCGCAAAGAUGAACCAGCAACGAUCGAGACGAUUUAGAUCUGCGCAAGAGGCGUACGAGAAAGAGAAAGACAAGAAGGAGCUUAUAAAGCUUCUAAAGCAGCAAAAUGGAGGUACAUUGGCCGUCGAGAGUACUGAAGCUGUGACAAAGAAGGCUUUUGACACCAACUCAAUCACUCCAGGAACUCCUUUCAUGGAUAUUCUUGCUGUCAGCCUUCGCUAUUGGUGUCAGUACAAGCUGAACACUGAUCCGGGUUGGGCAAAAUUGAAGAUUAUUAUCUCAGAUGCGACUGUUCCAGGUGAAGGCGAACAUAAAAUCAUGGACUUUGUCCGCUCCCAGCGAGCCAGCCCCGAGUAUGACCCAAACACGCGACAUGUCAUCUAUGGCCUUGACGCCGAUUUGAUUAUGCUUGGCCUGGCAACUCAUGAACCACACUUUCGGGUCUUGCGAGAAGAUGUUUUCUUUCAAGAUGGGAAAUUCCGAUCUUGCAAGCUGUGUGGGCAAAAGGGUCAUGACGCCCAAAACUGUCGAGGAGACGCGAAAGCAAAGGAGGGCGAAUUUGACGAGAAGGACAAAGAGGUCACAUUGAAACCCUUCAUUUGGCUUCAUGUAUCGGUAUUACGGGAAUAUCUUUCUGCCGAGCUUGCGAUUUCAGAUUUGCCCUUCCGUUGGGAUCUUGAACGUGCUAUUGACGACUGGAUAUUCAUGUGUUGUUUCGUUGGCAAUGAUUUCUUGCCCCACCUCCCCGCACUGGAGAUUCGUGAACACGGCAUCGAUACCCUCACGACGCUCUGGCGAAACAAUUUACCAGCACUAGGCGGCUACAUUACCAAGGAUGGCCACAUUGAUCUGGAACGUGCGCAGUGCAUUAUGGAUGGACUGGCGGCUCAGGAAAACUCCAUCUUUAAGCGCCGAAAGGAGCAGGAAGACCGUCGCGAAGCAAGCUUCAAGCGGAGAAAAAUGCAGCAACAAGGUGGUCGCCAUGGCCGACAAGAUGGACAAGACCGGCAUCAUCAGCGUCAAGAGCCAGAGCGACAAUCCAGAGACCCAAAUGAGCUUCCACAAGAGACACAAGAUGCACUUACACAUGAGAUGGUUGUUAACCGAGUUGCCGCGCAUGAUGCAACCGCUGCCAACAAGAGCGCUGCCAGCGUCUUGAAAGAACGCAUGAGAACUGGCAAGCCUGCUACACCCGUGGAACAACAGAGUAGUGGAGGCGAUAAGGCAUCAUCCCCUUCGCUUGGGAAGCGUAAGGCACCCGACAGCUCCGAACAGACCUCUCGUGAAGGAACCAGUACUCCGUCCGAUGGCCCAACAGACCCAGUUCGCCUCUGGGAGGACGGAUAUGCCGAUAGAUACUAUCAGCUCAAGUUUCACAGAGCUCCAGGAGAUAUCGAAUUUCGCCACGAAGUUGCUAAUGCUUAUGUGGAAGGGCUGGCGUGGGUUUUGCUUUACUACUUCCAGGGAUGCCCGUCGUGGGAAUGGUAUUAUCCGUUCCACUAUGCACCAUUUGCUGCAGACUUCACAAACAUGACUAAGGCGAAUAUCUCAUUCGAAAAGGGAACUAUUUCGCGUCCAUUUGAACAGUUGAUGAGUGUUUUGCCAGCAGCCUCCAGGAACAAUUUGCCAGAGGUAUUCCAUGAUCUUAUGACCAACAAGGAUAGUGAGAUCAUCGACUUUUAUCCUGAAGAUUUCGAGGUGGAUUUGAAUGGUAAAAAGAUGGCCUGGCAGGGUGUAGCUCUGCUUCCAUUCAUUGAUAUGCCACGUCUGCUCAAAGCCGUUCAAGGCAAAUACCCGUUAUUGAGCGAGGCAGACGCAGCUCGUAACGCAGUUGGCAGGAGUAUUUUAAUCUUGUCUGACAAGCACGAGAGUGCCUAUGACGACAUCCUCACAAACUUUUACUCCAAAAAACAAGGCUCAUCGGCAUUCACUCUCAAUCCAAAGGCUACAGAAGGUCUUUCAGGCAGAGUCGAGAAGCAAGACGGCUACGUCCCUCAUGGCGAGCUUCACUAUCCUCUUGAGCGCAAGGCUUUGCCGGAUUUGGAGUAUGACCGUUCAAUAACUGUAAACUAUAACAUGCCAGAGUCCGAUAAGACUCACAAGUCUAUGCUCCUGCGGGGAGCCAAGCUACCUGAACCAGCGCUGACCAGAAGCGACAUCGAAGUUCUUCGAGGCCGCGUAAAGCCUUGGCAUAACAGCAAUCACGGCGGUGGUCGGGGCCGAUUUGAUAGUCGACACGAUGAUUUUAGAGGUAACGGCCGACCACCGCACCAAGGCGGGCGCGGUUACAAUGGAGGCUACAACAACGGAGGUUACAAUAAUGGAGGCUACAACAACGGAGGAGGAUAUGGUGGCAACGGAGGUUAUAACAAUCGUGGCGGAUAUGUCGGUGGAAACGGAAAUGGUAACAGAAAUGAUUUCCGAGCAACUCCCGCAUGGCAACCGCCAGCACCAGGAAGCGCAGAAUUUGGCCGAGGGGCUCCUCCACCUUUGCCUCCAAAUGGUUGGCAGCCAGGAGUAUCACAACAUCACCAACAGCCCUAUCACCAACCAUAUCAUCAGCAGCAGGGAUACCAGAAUAGAGGCCCCUAUGACCAGCGAGACUCUCGCUAUAAUAAUGGUGGUCGUGGUAAUAGAUAUUGAUGCGGGUUAGGGCUUGAAAAAAGUCUCAAAAUAGACUGCCGUUUUUAAUGAAAAUGAAUUUCUUUUUUUAACUUGUAAAUAAUAUGAACGUGAAUUAUUAAAUAUAUAUUUAAAGUAGACCAUGAA
[Torrubiella] hemipterigena is the source of this 3224-nucleotide messenger RNA. The record is from the annotation of a GenBank genome assembly. Lineage: Eukaryota; Fungi; Ascomycota; Sordariomycetes; Hypocreales; Clavicipitaceae.